CUCUCUCCCUCUCUCGCGCUCCUACGGUCUGUCCUCUCGAGCUGGCAUCUUUGUAUAUUCGAGAUGAUACGGCUCGCAGUGGCGACGGAGACCUGGUAUUAUCGACAUCGAAACGAUUUCUGACCCAGGACGGGCUGACGACAAUCGCCUUUGAUGAAGGGAAAUCAUCAUGGACGACGAUGAACUAAUCCCUCCAAACAAGUGCCCGGUCUGUGGCAGCGAUCCUCGGACACAUCCAGGACUUCGCUUCAAGAUCAACACCAAAUGCUAUCACCGGAUCUGCGAGGGCUGUGUGGAUCGGAACUUCUCAAGCGGCAAAGCCGAAUGUCCUGUUGGGGGGUGUCACGUCAGUCUCUGGAAACGAGAAUGGCGCACUCAGACAUUUGAAGAUCUCAAGAUCGAACGCGAGGUGGAGAUUCGGAAAAAGGUGACCAAAAUUCUCGAUCGACAGGAGGAAGAAUUUGAGUCGAAACGUUAUUACGAUGACUUUUUGGAGCUCCGAGAAGAAAUGAUCAUGAAUUUGGUCCUUCGAAUGGAUGUGGCAGCCACAAACCGCAGGUUGAAGGAUUACGCAAUCGCAAACGGUCUCAAAGUGGAUGCGAACGAAACCACCGAGGCGGGCUCCAAACCCUUGAAGAAGAAGGAUGUUGAUCCAACUGUUGCGGACCCCAGCGGUUUGAUCAAGGGCCUCAAGAAAAAGAUCAUGCCGGUGGUGGUGGCUCCAUACGACCCUUUUAUGGGAAUGCCACGAAACAGAGACUAUUACGAAGUCAAAGACAGCUACGUGGCUCGUGCAAGGGGGAAGCCAGCGGAAGCCAUGGUUGCUGCAGGUUAUGACUUUGGACAAUACAUGGACGAGUGCCUUCUGCGGGCAUUCGCAGGACUGGGAGUCUUUAUUCAGGACGAAAUGGCGGCAAAAGAUAACGCAGCCGUGCCUGUGCCAGGCACCGGAGAGGUCAAGGGCGAAGAUGAUGUGUUUUAAAUGGUCGGAGUGUGACUGCGGGAACGACAUAAAGGGCUACACAGGCACGGCAUUCUGAGAGAGGAGUCUCAGCGAUCAUCUAAAACAUUUGGAAUCAUUGACAGUUUCACUCGAAUAGACUCGAUUGUCC
Cladophialophora immunda is the source of this 1112-nucleotide messenger RNA. RefSeq lists its product as uncharacterized. Bases 170 to 982 code for a protein of 270 amino acids. Gene Ontology annotation, biological process: regulation of cyclin-dependent protein serine/threonine kinase activity; DNA repair; regulation of transcription by RNA polymerase II. Gene Ontology annotation, cellular component: transcription factor TFIIH holo complex. Lineage: Eukaryota; Fungi; Ascomycota; Eurotiomycetes; Chaetothyriales; Herpotrichiellaceae. The record is from RefSeq and is a predicted model, not a curated record. The transcript is spliced from 3 exons.